This is a messenger RNA of Uloborus diversus, 1677 nucleotides long. RefSeq lists its product as uncharacterized. The coding region runs from base 802 to 1356 and encodes 184 amino acids. NCBI's taxonomy places the organism in Eukaryota, Metazoa, Arthropoda, Arachnida, Araneae, Uloboridae. The transcript is spliced from 5 exons. The record is from RefSeq and is a predicted model, not a curated record.
UUUGUUUCACAGAUUUUUCAAACUUGAUUGACUUCAAUGAAAGCCAUUGUCACACUAUUUUGCUUUUAGAUGUAAAUUGGAAUUGAUAUUUAUGCUUUUCCUAAUUGUUAUUUUCCAAAGCUUCUCCACUUAAUGAAAUUCUGAUCAAAAUUUUCUUUUUUGGUUUAACCUAUUGGUUGUAAAUUAUUGUCAUUAAUGCAUAAUUUUAUAUGUAAGUUUUUUUUCUUACCAUAAAUUGCUAAUGAUUUCUUCUUUAUGCUGAUCUGUUUUGUUUCAGGAAAGACUACUUUAUAUAGGGCAUAGUUCUUGCCAUAUUCAUUUAAAACUUCUUUUAUAAGGUAUAUUUAAAAAAAUAUAUAUAAAUGCAUUUUGCCGCUGAUAAAAUUUAAGGUGAUUGCCCUGGUUAGUUUUCUGUAAUUCAUAGCUUUAAUUACACUGAACAAAUAUUUUAAUAAAUUUUCUGAAUGUUGAUCACAAAUUACUCACAGGUUUGACAUCUGUAUUAUAUAAUAUGAAAAUUAAUCUUUCAUUAUUUGUCUUUUACAUGCUUUCCAUCCUUCAUUUUCAAGACUGAGUGGUUUUUUGUUUGAUCGAAUUUCAAUUAAUUAUUGAUUUAAUAUUCCUGCCAUUGUUUUGUUUAUAUUUGACUUAACAUUUAUUUCAUUGAACUAAUAUUAAAUCAUUAAAAGUUAUUUGAAUGCAUAGUAUUGCAGAUACAGAAUUUUGCCAUUCUACUAGUAACCCUUGAAUGUUUCUUAUAGUUCUUGCUUGUAUUAUUUAAUCAUGUUUUCAGAGUAAAUUAUGCCUGCUACCUAUGCCAUAGUAAAUUUUACACAAACGAAUGAAGUCGAAGUGGUUCCUGUCACAUGGCUGUCUGAGAACGGGUGUGUUUGGCCACCGUUCAAAACUACAGAUGUGCAAAAGAUGGUUAAAAAACUCAUAAAACCGUCAAAAGGAUGGAUCUGCCAUGAAGCUCGGGUGUUGGGACAGUAUUCAACUUAUGAUACUGCUCGAAAAUACUUAAACAAGGCGGAAGAAGAUACAGAUUUAUCUUCCGAGAAGGAGUUGGGGAAGGGGAAGAGGAAAAAGUUUCCUCAACGUCUAAGCACAUCCUCCUCGGAAGAAGAAAGCCUCUCGUUUACCGAGACAACUGGGAUAAGGAUUCCCGAAUUUAAUGCUAAUUUGAUAAGGAGUGUGCCCAAUGCCUGCAGGGUAACCCCUGAAGCCGGCAAAAGUGUAGAUGACUCUACCCAGUGUAGUGUUACACUCGAGAGCUGUGGGAACAAUGCAGAGGUCAUGUCAGUAUUACUCAACCUGACAAAACAAUGGCAAAGGUUCAGGAGAACCAAAAGUUAAUACUAGCGAAUCAAGAAACUAUCUUAAAUCAACAAAGUGCUUCAGUGCAAGAGAAAGCAGUAGUAGAAAAUAUAAUACCAGUAUACUUGCCUGUACAGACGAUGGAUGACAUGUUUCUUUUAGACAAUGCGCUGCUGGAUCCCGAUGCAAUGAGUUUUAUGAUUAAUUCGACUUCGAAUUGCGGUGGCCCAACCAUCAAGGCAACUGUGAAACGGAUAGUAAGGAAAAUAUUGACAGAUUCUGUGGCACAGCACUACAGUUGGCUGUGGGCUAAAGGCAAAGCUAAGUUCUGCGAGUUGCAGAUAGCGAAAGUAGUUUUUG